Messenger RNA from Candidula unifasciata, 361 nucleotides. Lineage: Eukaryota; Metazoa; Mollusca; Gastropoda; Stylommatophora; Geomitridae. The record is from the annotation of a GenBank genome assembly.
GCAACUUGACCACAAGAUCUUCACUGACUGGCAUCUUCUUAUGUCUGGUUAACUAUCCCGAAGUCAUCAUAACAAUUCAAGGGGAAAUAGAUAACCACAGAAGCGAAAUGCCCUACACAGAAGCUACCAUCCUGGAAGGUUUGCGUCUCAUUUCGCCAGUACCCCUUAAUGCUUUCAGGAGAGCAUCUGAAGAUAUUGACUUCGAGGGGAUGGUAAUCCCCAAAAACGCUUUGAUCCUGAUUAACAGCUGGCACUUUCUCCACGACGAGAACAAAUGGGAAGAUCCGUGGACAUUUAACCCCAAACGUUUUCUUGACGAUCAGGGGAACCUUUUACCAAUUGACCACCCAAGAAGGAAAGA